This is a messenger RNA of Homarus americanus (American lobster), 945 nucleotides long. Its product is annotated as zinc finger MYM-type protein 1-like. Lineage: Eukaryota; Metazoa; Arthropoda; Malacostraca; Decapoda; Nephropidae. The transcript is spliced from 4 exons. The record is from RefSeq and is a predicted model, not a curated record. Bases 1 to 945 code for a protein of 314 amino acids.
AUGGGCCGGCAUCAUGUCAGAAUUAUAAUUGUGACCUUUCAAAUUCCUGUCGAGUGUAUGAUGGAGGAGAAAGAACGCAGACAAGACAUCUCGCACAUUGAUCAACUGACAUUUACUGUCCGGUACAUUCAUGGAUGUGAGCCUGUGGAGCGUUUUCUCAAGUUCAUCCCCAUCUUUUCUCAUGGAGCGAAGAAUCUAGCAGACACUGUUGUAGAUUUCCUGAAAGAGAACAACAUACCGUUAUCAAACUGCCAUGAUCAAUCUUAUGACAAUGCCUCAAAUAUGUCUGAACGCUACACUGGAUUGCAAGCACGGAUCCGUGAACCGAAUGAAUUCGCCAUCUAUGUCCCUUGUGCUGGACACAGUCUGAACUUGGUGGGAGUAAAAGUGGCAGAGUGUGGUCCACAGAUUGUCUCCUUCUUUGAAUUUGUUCAGCGUUUGUACUCCUUUUUAUCGGCUUCCACACAUCGUUGGAAUGUACUGAAGUCAUCUUUAGGAAAGGAUCAUGUUGUGGUCAAGUGUCUCUCUGACACGAGAUGGUCGGCACAUUUUGAUGGUGUCACUGCUCUGCAUGGAGGUUUCGAGAAAAUUCAAGAUGCACUGGAUGCUCUAUCAGCUGACACUGACCAGGAAGAAAUUAGAGACAAAUUCAAUGAAUAUGAACUGAAGGGCAAGAGUACCCAUAGGUGUCUAGGUUCGGAUUAUAGCGAUGCAAACAAGCGUGAACGAAAGCUAAGUGUGGAAACAUUCCUCCCUAUUCUGGACUCUCUGAACUCUGACCUGACAAAACGUGCAGAAGCCUACCAAUGGAUUGGAAAUCUGUUUUCCUUCUUCGGUCAAUUGAAAACAAUUGAUUCUGAGGAGCUAAACAAAAAGUGUGAAAAAUUGGCCAAUAUGUACCACAAAGACCUUGAUUGCGGUGAACUUCUAAAUGAAUGCAAGUAG